Ochotona princeps (American pika) is the source of this 913-nucleotide messenger RNA. RefSeq names its product coiled-coil domain containing 169 (gene CCDC169). The transcript is spliced from 10 exons. NCBI's taxonomy places the organism in Eukaryota, Metazoa, Chordata, Mammalia, Lagomorpha, Ochotonidae. Bases 61 to 795 code for a protein of 244 amino acids. The record is from RefSeq and is a predicted model, not a curated record.
GGCGCUCACCUUCCUGCCUCUGGGUGUCCCUUCAGGCCUUCCCUGACCCCAGCUGCCGCUAUGGGGGAUGGCAGGGGGGAAAACUUCGAUGGUGUGAGCACUGAUCGCCUUAAACUGGAGUUGCUGGAAGAAAUCCAUUUGAAAGAUAUUGUACAACUCUCAAUGCUUGAAAUAAGACACAAGAUAGCAGAACUGGAAUCCAAACUCAGUGAUGAUAAUGAAGGGCAUUGUAAGAUACGACAUUCCACAGAAAUAAGAAACCCAUUCAGAGGACAAGCUUCAUACAAUGAGAAGUUGUGGCACAAAAAAGGUGGGGAAUGGAAAACCCGUUAUGAGACACAACUUGAACUGAAUGAUCAACUAGAAAAACAAAUUAUUUCUCUGCAAGAGAAAAUGGAAAAGAUCCGUGGAAAUCCUUCAGACAAACUCUCUUCUAUCCGUGCCUAUGAAAGAAUGCCAGUGGAAUCUUUAAAUACAUUACUUAAGCAGCUAGAAAAACAAAAAAGGAGUCUUGAAAAUCAAGUCAAAGACUAUGCGUUUAGACUGGAGCAAGAAUCAAAGGCUUACCACAGGACUAACAAUGAACGCCGUACCUAUCUUGCUGAGAUGUCUCAGGCUUCAGGUUCCCAUCAGAUUCCAAAAAGGCAACAACACAUGGAACAACUGCCAAAAAUGAAGGAGAAUCUAGUGAAAAUAGGAAGAUUUAAUCUAGCUCACCAGAAGACAGCAAAUUCCAAGAAAGUACCAGUCAAAAGAGUUACAAGAUCAAGCCAUCUUCCUAAACUCAACCCAUGAUUCCAGAAUUGGGAAGAUUUCCAUUUCUUCUCCCCCUACUUUUGUUUUUUCUUUGCCAUCUAGCAUACUCAACUUGAGAAGCUAAGGUUCAGCACAUUUGUUUCAUGGAAUGAAAUAA